Molecule: messenger RNA, 1267 nt
Organism: Papaver somniferum (opium poppy)
Lineage: Eukaryota; Viridiplantae; Streptophyta; Magnoliopsida; Ranunculales; Papaveraceae
Product: mitochondrial fission 1 protein A-like
Exons: 8
Coding region: 302-985 (227 amino acids)
Biological process (GO): peroxisome fission; autophagy of mitochondrion; mitochondrial fission
Cellular component (GO): mitochondrial outer membrane; peroxisomal membrane
Molecular function (GO): protein binding
Source: RefSeq, a predicted model, not a curated record
ACCCGCUUCUUCAGUGGUGUAGCGCACAGUAAAUUGUUUAUAAACUAUAAGAAACUGAUACAUUAUGCUAUUGAGGUGUUGCCGAACCAAAGUUCGGAUUCCUUUUUUGGCUAUUUUUUUCUUGUUGUUGCUUGUGAGAAGAAGUUAAAACACAAUCUUUCUUGUUCGGACCAAAGUCUCUCUGCUUGUGAGAAAAAGCGAACAUAAUUUUACAAUUGACCUAGGAAGAAAGCUCGGAAAGCUUGCUGGAUCAGUUGUCGCGGUUUUGACAAGGGAAGAUCAGUUCCCAUAUUACGAUGUUAUGAUUCAUGAUUAUAAAGAUGAUCUGAAGAACUACCCAGAGGAGACUCCAAGGGAUGCUAUUAAUGAUUGCAUCUUGAAGUUGUCCCGGGCACUUGUUCACUCAAAAGACACAAAAGAUGUCAUGGAAGGAAUACAAAAGCUUGAAGAUAGUCUCAGGGGUGAGUGGGGUGUACUUAGCCCACUUCAAAAGAGGGAGAUGCUUUAUCUUCUCGCAGUUGGAUAUUACAGAGAUGGUGACCGUGCAACUAGCUUAUCUUACUUGGAUCAAUGUUUGGAGAUUGCACCACUAUUCAACCAAGCUUUGACCCUGAAGAAAAAAUUUGGAUCGGUUCUUUGGUUUCUCAUUGGGGGAGAUCACCAAUAUUAUCUCGACAUGAUUCUUGAUUGUGAGAGAGAUAUCGCAGAGGCCGGGGAUGAUGCUCCAGAUGAGGUUAAGAAUGAAAACAUCAUCAAGUUGUCAUGGGCUCUUGUUCACACAAGACAACCAGAAGAUGUCCAACGAGGAAUAGCAUUGCUCGAAGCCCCUCUAAGGAAAGAUGGACUAAGCCAAAUUCAAUUAAGGGAUAUGCUUUAUGUUCACACACUUGGACAUUACAUAAAUCGUGACUUUAAGAACUGCGGGAAAGACUUGUGUCGAUUGAUGGAGAUUGCACCAGACUGCUGGCAAGGUUGGAGGCUGUAGAAUACAGUUUUUUAUCGAGUGUAUUUAGAUCCUCAGCUGCGUUGUUAACGUUUCGGGCAUAAUUUAUUCCUAGAUUGUAUAUACACGUAGUAGACAAAGGGUUUGUGCAGCACCACCUCAUGGUAAAUGGCUGCGAUGCCACUUCCACCCCCACCUCCACCUCCACCUCCACAGCAUCAUACACAGCUCCAGCAAGGGAACUUACUGGUGACUCAGGUCGGGAGGGAUAGAACUGCAUCUGACAAAAUUCAAAACCUGGAUGCGUGAACGGUUUGUCAGUAA